CCAAACAAAAAUAAAGAACAACUACAACGAACCCAAAAAUGGGAGAGAAACUCAGCAAGAUGACCCGACCCGAAACCCAGGCAGAACCAAAACCCAGUGACCAGUCGCAGCCGCCACCACCGCCUCUCCAUUCGGAGGUAGAAGACGACGAUGAGAACGUGAAGCAGCUCAAGGAGUGUUCUGCUCUCUAUCUUUCCUUACAGGAUUGCCUUAUCAAGAAUGAUAGGAAUUGGAAAUCUUGUCAAUUGGAAGUUCAAGCCUUGAAGCAAUGCAAUGAGAGGAAGAAGAAGAAUGACAAAGAAAAGUGAGAUCAUAGCAAAGAUGAGUUGCUGACAUCAAAUUCCCUAUUACGUACCAUUUUCGGAUUUUGUUGUUUAAAUGGAUCUAUAAAUGAAAUUGUUAACGACUCUGAAAUAUCUCUGCAUUUCCAGUGUUCUGA
This is a messenger RNA of Rosa rugosa (rugosa rose), 439 nucleotides long. RefSeq lists its product as uncharacterized. NCBI's taxonomy places the organism in Eukaryota, Viridiplantae, Streptophyta, Magnoliopsida, Rosales, Rosaceae. The transcript is spliced from 3 exons. The record is from RefSeq and is a predicted model, not a curated record. The coding region runs from base 39 to 308 and encodes 89 amino acids.